UCCCGGCGUGCACCGCGCCCUGGUUGCUGCCUGACACUGUCAUUGUGGAGGAAGUUUGGCUGCCUGGAGCCCACACUUUGCUGGUAUGCCACUGCUAAUCGGCAGCCAGAGGCUGGAUGUCAGUCUGUCAGCUGCCAGGAUUGUCCAGGUGCACCCUGAGCUGGAGGUGCGAGCCAAAGCAUUAACAAGCCAACCAAUCCAUACCUUUGGACCCAAGGGAUUUCUAUACGUUCAGCAGAGAGAAUUAGCUGUAACCACAUCUAAUGACAGUGCCAUUUCUAUACUUGGUUCUGAUGAUGCCACUACGUGCCACAUUGUAGUGCUAAGACACACAGGAAGUGAGGCCACGUGCUUAGCACAUUGUGAUGGGUCGGAUACGGAGAGCGAAGUGGCAGACAUUUUGUAUGCUGUCCAAUCCUUAUCUCAAAAUACUAAGGAAGGAAGGCUAGAAUUACACCUUAUUGGAGGGUUCAUUGAUAAAAGACGUCUGUCACAGAAGCUAUCAAGUCAGCUCCUUAAAGCCUUCGACAGACAGACAGAUGACAUCUAUCUAAUUACGUUUUGUGUUUCAGAAUUAAAUGACAAGGAGGAUAAAGGUAUCCAUCUUCCAAUAAUAUAUGGGAUAGCUGUAAAUGUUAAAACCGCAGAGAUCUUCAGGGCAAACUGCCAAGACAGACAUCCGGAUGAAGAUUUGAGAUCUGCUUACACUUUCACCGGAGGAACGAUGCUGAGUAUUUAUGAUCCAAAAAAAGAGCAAUUAAAGAUCGGACCUUAUUCCUGGAUACCUUUCCCAAACAUUGAUUUCUGGUUGGAGCAAGAGGAUGAACAGAUUCUUGAAUGUUUCUCUACGUCACCACUGGCAGAGCCACCACAUUUUGUUGCCCACAUUCGAUCAACCCUUCAUUUUCUUAAAGAAAAUCCACAACCAACAAAGUCCAUCUUUACAGAUCGAAAACCACGUGUGUACAGGAAACGGGUGGACGGGACCUGGGAGAGAGUGCUAACUGAGAUGGUUUAGUGGAAUUAGGGAUGUGGAUUCUAUGAUCACAGUGCCAAAACUGCCAGUUACUGUACUUAUUUUUUAUAUGGAACAUUAUGAUAAUGUUUCUGUGGCACAUAAUCAUAAUUCUGAACAGACUGGGACCAUUUAAGGGCUGAUUUAUCUUGUAUAUGCAAGACUUGUUAUCCAUUUGUAUUUCAGAUCCUUUCACAAUGCACAUUCUUUAUUUUCCAUAUGUGUGAAUACCACUUGUAAAAACACAUGCCAUUGGACCAUGGUGCUUUCAUUCUAUGCAAUUCCUUUAAUAUGAGGGCCAAGAUUGUAAUGAAAACAUUUGAGGGCUAGAAGUGUGCGAGACACAUUGCAAAACAUGGCGUUCGCACACCAAUGUUGGUUUUAGGGUUAAGAGACAUCCUCUAGCCUAUGUACAUGGACUUGUUUAUAUUACUGUUUGCAUUGUUUUAGACCAAUUGUCCGUCUGGAUUUUAUGGUGACCUCAAUAACAAAAAAUUCUGAAAACAC
Molecule: messenger RNA, 1522 nt
Organism: Pelobates fuscus (common spadefoot toad)
Lineage: Eukaryota; Metazoa; Chordata; Amphibia; Anura; Pelobatidae
Gene: NTAN1
Product: N-terminal asparagine amidase
Exons: 10
Coding region: 86-1018 (310 amino acids)
Biological process (GO): ubiquitin-dependent protein catabolic process
Cellular component (GO): nucleus
Molecular function (GO): protein-N-terminal asparagine amidohydrolase activity
Source: RefSeq, a predicted model, not a curated record